AUGUCUUCUCCUUUAUCGGGCGGUUCGGGAAAGCGGAAGAGAAACGAAGCUGUACCAGCAGUCCAACUACAAGCCUCAUCCCGAGACGCAUCCGGUGAGGAUGGCGAAUCCACAGCCCCGGAGCCCAGCUUAAAACACAAAAAGGGCACCUCAAUCGACGCGUCCAACCCGCCGGCGAAGCGAUUGCGUUCAUCGACUCACGAGAAGACCUCUAACGGGUUGCAAGACCCUGGCGAGCCCUCCGACACAACUGAAGGCAGCACUGAUAUUGCAAACCGAGUCACAAAGAAAGGGCGGAAGAGCAUAUCGAAAGAAGAUGAGGAAAAGUCGCAGAUUAUGGCGCCACCGCCCAUUGGCAAGUUGACGGACCCUGUUGGGUACAAGACGAACGAACCUCCCGUUGGCAGACCGGUUCGGGUGUAUGCGGAUGGUGUAUUUGAUUUGUUUCAUCUUGGGCACAUGCGCCAGCUCGAACAAGCCAAGAAGGCCUUCCCAGACGUUUAUCUUCUCGUUGGUGUGACGGGCGAUAAAGAGACACAUAAGCGAAAAGGACUUACUGUACUCUCGGGACAAGAGCGCGCUGAGACAGUCAGACAUUGCAAGUGGGUCGACGAGGUUAUCGAUGACUGCCCAUGGAUUGUUACACCUGAAUUUCUGGAGGAGAAGAAGAUCGACUACGUUGCUCAUGAUGAUCUUCCAUAUGGUGCUGAUGAGGGCGAUGAUAUCUACAAGCCGAUUAAGGAAGCGGGGAAGUUUUUGGUCACACAAAGGACGGAGGGCGUGAGUACUACUGGGAUAAUCACCAAGAUUGUUCGUGAUUAUGAAAAGUACAUUGCCCGUCAAUUCAAACGCGGAACUUCGCGUCAAGAACUCAACGUAUCAUGGCUGAAGAAGAACGAGCUUGAUCUCAAACGUCAUGUCACAGAGAUGAGAGAUUCUAUUCGGUCCAAUUGGAGUACUACCGGCCAGGAACUAGGCAAAGAGAUCAAACAAUUCUGGCAAGCCAGCCGACCUGGCAGUCCUGCUAGAAUGGCAAGCUACGAUGAUUCCUCAAAAGGUGGCUCGCUCUCCAGCCCAUCUGCUCUUUCGCAUCUCACUCGUCGUCUGGAAGUCCCUAGACCUGAUAGCCCAGGCCCCGGAAGCGAUUUUGCCACUGGAUAUAGCUUGGGUUUGAUUGGCGGUGUUAGAUCAUGGAUGACUAGGAGCCGCCAGACCAAUCGUGAUAGUAUUCACGAAAGUGAUAGCAGCGAAGAAGACAGCGAUGAGAAAUCCCCAGCUCACGGCAGAAAUGGGCAGGGUGAAAGGUCUACCGAGGAAGAAAGACAGGUUGACGCCCAGAUUACGGCCAUGAUGGAUGAAAACUCCAAGGCUUCUGGAGCUUAA
Messenger RNA from Lachnellula hyalina, 1383 nucleotides. RefSeq names its product putative choline-phosphate cytidylyltransferase. The transcript is spliced from 4 exons. NCBI's taxonomy places the organism in Eukaryota, Fungi, Ascomycota, Leotiomycetes, Helotiales, Lachnaceae. Gene Ontology annotation, cellular component: nuclear envelope. Bases 1 to 1383 code for a protein of 460 amino acids. Gene Ontology annotation, biological process: CDP-choline pathway. Gene Ontology annotation, molecular function: choline-phosphate cytidylyltransferase activity; phosphatidylcholine binding. The record is from RefSeq and is a predicted model, not a curated record.